Messenger RNA from Hemibagrus wyckioides, 2634 nucleotides. It is a transcript of the gene ncoa4, whose product is annotated as nuclear receptor coactivator 4. The record is from RefSeq and is a predicted model, not a curated record. Lineage: Eukaryota; Metazoa; Chordata; Actinopteri; Siluriformes; Bagridae. Gene Ontology annotation, molecular function: transcription coactivator activity. The transcript is spliced from 10 exons. The coding region runs from base 120 to 1985 and encodes 621 amino acids. Gene Ontology annotation, biological process: response to hormone; intracellular iron ion homeostasis.
UAGCAAGUAUCACGGUCAGACAGAAUCUGCUCCUCUUUCAGACAUUUUGACUGUGUGGAUUUUGCCGGUUCGUGUUUGGGUCCUUUUUUCUGUACAGUAGUCUUCCUCCGAAUAAUUAUAUGCCAUCAACAUCAUCCAAACUCAAACAGAAAGAUCUCAGCAUGUCAGAAGCAGGAGCGCGAGAGAACGCGGCCCUCCGGCAGUGUGUUCAGGCGCGUGCGCAGCUGGAGGAGGCCAUAGCUGGAGUGAUUAAAGCUGAGGCCCAGCUCAGGGGUAACUCUAGAGAGGUGAAGUCUCAGCUGCACAGCUGCAUCAGCAGGCAUUUGGAGACGCUGCGCUCGCGGGAGGUUUGGCUCCUCGAGCAGAUUGACCUGUUGGAGCACUUGAAGACAGAAUCUCUGCAGCAGCAGAUAAAUCAGCUCCACUGGCUCCGGGGGCAGUUUGACAUCCUCAUCCAUCAGCUGCAAAAUUCCAACAGCAACAACCUUGCCAGUCAACUCACUAGCUGCUUGGAAAAGUUUUCUGGUCUGAAUCUGAGUCCUGAGGAAACACCAGAGAUGAGUUUUGAAGCGGACGCUCGUGCCUUGCGCCAAGCUAUUACCUCUUUUGGGACCAUUUCAACUGAGCAGAUGUUGAAGACCUCUGUCUCCAGCCAAACCAAUCAAAGAUCAAGCUCUGCUGAAGACACUUGGCUUGUACAAAACUGCCCUGUCGGUGCAAAGAGACAGAAGCUGGAUCAAGACUGGGGAGGCCCACUUGCUGAAUGGUUACUCACUGGUCCUGUGACCAGUGCUCCAAUUGGAUACAAGGGCAGCAAUAACCCUCAGGAUUGGUUGUUAACCCCUAGAGAGAAACUUCAGGCAUACUGCCCUCUUGUCCCCUUUGACUUUCAGAAGGCCUGGGGCCAGCUUAAAGAUCUAGAGGUGUGGCUCAUGAAGGAGAAGUCACCUGCACGUGAGCGAACCAACAGCAAUUCCAGCACAAUCAGCUCUGCUUUCUCCAUUGAGAAGAUUGAGGAGAAUGACUUCCUGGGAGAAGGGGAAGUUGAAGGAGUCCAAAUGGAGAAUGAUGAGGAGACUGAUGAUGCUGAGGCUCUCGAUGACUGGCUCAUUACCCCCAAAACCAGCAAGCUGAUGGAGCCCAGCCCUGUUUCAGAUGCAGUUCAGUGGAAGCAGGUGUUCAAACCCUUCCAUGAGAACUUCUCCCCCAGUGAGUGGCUCCUGAAGUCAGACUGUGGUUCGUGCUGCACCUCACGUGUCAAAGCGGUGGAGAUUGAGAACCUCGGCAAGCUCAAGUGCCUGAAAACUCCCCUGUCUUCUGGGGCUGCAUCUCCCACUACUCCCACUCCCUCUUCUGUGAGUCCUGAUCCAGUGGAGGUCUGGCUCCAGCAAGCCAUCCCUAUAGAAAAUAACUGCAAAGCCAACGAGAAAUGUUCAAGCUUUGCUCAGUGCGUGUGUGACACCAACUGUGGGAAGGAGGCUCUGAGUGCCUGGCUACUUAAGAAAGAGGGCAGAGACAAGAAUGGUGUGCCCUUGGACAAGAAUGCUACCAACAGACCAUCCAUGUUACAGGAGCAGAAGGUGCAGGCCAUCCUGGAUGCCUGGCUCCAUCCCAGCAAAAGAGUAGAAGCACCGUUUCUGUCCUCUCUCUCAGGCUGGGUUUCUCCCUGUAAGCUGGUGGGGAAAGAGAAAACCACUUCUGAGAAAAGCUCACACAUGAAUUUACUUGGAGAAACUGAGAGUCUCUUCCAAAAACCCCUGGAAUCUGAGAAUUGGUUAUUGUCUGAAAAGAAACGCACAGAGACCACACCAAAAGACAGUCCGAGCACACCAGAGCCAGAUGCUGAAGAGGACAAAUGGCUUCUACGCAAGCGGGCCAAUAUACAGGACAGACUUGGUCUUCCCAGUGUAUGUGAUUUAUUUUCCUGUCUCAAGCUUGAUGGGGACAAGGAGAAGUGGCUACACCGCACAACAUUUCAGAUGUGAAAACCAAAACAGUCCGAAAUCUUUUGGUGGACUGAAUUGCUGAUCAUCACACAAUAAGCUGUUGCCUUAUUUUCAUAUUUCAUAAGUGUCUAACUAUUCUGUUCUGCUUAACCCUGCUCUCAGGAGAGAAUAAGCUUGUUCAAGUAACCAUCUAACAAAUCUUUUGCUGUAGUUAUUAAUGGAAGAACUCUUUACCAAUAUUAGUGCAGAAAGUACACUGCCAUCCCAGUGAAACAAAUUUUUACAUGUUCUAAAGUAAUAGAGUAAUUGAUUUAUGUAACGUUUGAAAAGAUUCAUGGCCGAAGGAUCGAGUUAUCAGGUAGCAGUUUAUACGAUGAGCAAGAAUAAUGAUAAAUCGAAAUUCAAGUAAUUAAAAUCAAGAGGUUUUUUUUUUAAAUUGUUAAUUAACUAAUUUAGCAUAAUUCUUUACACCAGAUGGCUUCCUGAAUAGGAGAAAAGAUGGGUUUAUUGGCACACUUCACCACACUUGAUUUCCAUUUUCCUUAGCUGUAUGUUCCUGCUUUGCUUUCAUUUUAAGAAGCCAUUUAUUUUAAAACUAUGGUGAAAUAUGAUCCUGCAUUGUUGACCAGGUGUAAGAAAAGCUGAUAAUGCUUGCUAAAAUCCCAUCUAAUGGCAAGGAGCAGCAGAU